This is a messenger RNA of Boleophthalmus pectinirostris (great blue-spotted mudskipper), 1929 nucleotides long. It is a transcript of the gene chrna4b, whose product is annotated as cholinergic receptor, nicotinic, alpha 4b. Gene Ontology annotation, molecular function: transmembrane signaling receptor activity; acetylcholine-gated monoatomic cation-selective channel activity. Bases 1 to 1929 code for a protein of 642 amino acids. Lineage: Eukaryota; Metazoa; Chordata; Actinopteri; Gobiiformes; Gobiidae. The record is from RefSeq and is a predicted model, not a curated record. The transcript has 6 exons. Gene Ontology annotation, cellular component: postsynaptic membrane; synapse; neuron projection. Gene Ontology annotation, biological process: chemical synaptic transmission; monoatomic ion transmembrane transport; regulation of membrane potential.
AUGCCGGUUCCGGUUCCCGCACCUAAUCUUGAAUCGACUCACGUGUUCAUGCCGGAAAUCAGAGCGUUUGGGAACCAAAAAGUAGUCCCUCGUGCCCAUGCUGAGGAGCGCCUCCUGCAGGAUCUUUUUGUAAACUACAAUAAGCUCUCUCGACCUGUGCAGAACACCACAGACACUGUCCUGGUGCACUUUGGCCUGUCCAUCGCUCAACUCAUUGACGUGGAUGAGAAGAACCAGAUGAUGACAACGAAUGUCUGGGUCAAGCAGGAAUGGAACGACUACAAGCUCCGGUGGAACCCUGAGGAGUACGAGAAUGUCACCUCCAUACGCAUCCCCUCUGAGAUCAUCUGGAGGCCUGACAUCGUCCUCUAUAACAACGCUGAUGGUGACUUUGCUGUAACCCACCUGACGAAAGCUCACCUGUUCUACGAUGGUCAGAUCAAGUGGAUGCCCCCGGCCAUUUACAAGUCCUCCUGCAGCAUUGACGUCACAUUCUUCCCUUUUGACCAACAGAGCUGCAAGAUGAAGUUUGGCUCCUGGACUUACGAUCGCGCCAAAAUCGAUCUGAUCAGCAUGGCCAGCGAUGUGGACCAAAUGGACUAUUGGGAAUCUGGGGAGUGGGUGAUCGUCAAUGCGGUGGGAAAGUACAAUACCAAGAAAUACGAGUGUUGCACUGAGAUCUACGCCGAUAUCACGUACUACUUCAUCAUCAGAAGGCUACCGUUGUUUUACACUAUCAACCUCAUCAUCCCGUGUCUUCUUAUUUCUUGUUUGACUGUCCUGGUUUUUUACUUGCCAUCGCAGUGCGGAGAAAAGAUCACUUUGUGCAUAUCAGUUCUCCUCUCGCUGACUGUGUUCCUUUUGCUCAUUACGGAGAUCAUACCUUCCACAUCGCUUGUGAUUCCUUUGAUUGGGGAAUACUUGCUUUUCACAAUGGUUUUUGUCACCUUGUCAAUCGUCAUUACAGUUUUUGUGCUAAAUGUGCAUCACCGCUCACCUCAGACUCAUGGUAUGCCUCAUUGGGUAAGGAGAGUGUUCUUGGAUCUGGUGCCGAGGUUCCUCUUCAUGAAAAGGCCUCCUGGAACAGCCAAGAACAACUGUAAGAAACUGAUCGAGAUGAUGCACAAACCACCCACCGUAUCUGCCACCGGGAACUCACAAACCUUCUGGGCGGGGCUUGAGACAGGGUUGAAACAGAUAAGUCAGUUAGAAACCACGAUACUUAAAACGCCAACUGAUAGUCCAAAUAUCCAUGUGAGUUCUCCUUCUCCACCGUCCUCUGCUAAAGAAGACUCUGAUGAAAAUGACCAUACGUUAAAGCCAAACUUUUUCUGCCGCUCUCCAUCAGGAAAGUAUUCAGUCCUUUCUGAAAACCUCUGUGGAUUGAACUCUGGAGUAUCCUCUUGUUCUCAGUUGUCUUUGCCUCCGAGCUUACCCUUAGGUCCUCUCCGAUGUCCGUCUAAGGAAGAGUCACAGAAGCCGUCUAUGAAUGGUCGUUCACACAGUGUGGAGCAAAUGUGUGACCACCAGAGGGAGUAUUCCCCAAAGAGCGAGCAUCUUUGUAGAUCUCGGAGCUUUAACCAUUGCUGUGUCCACAGCGAGGGGACCCCAGGCGCAGUGAGGAGAGUGAAGAAGCCCCUACUGAAAGAGAACUUAUUAGAAACCCUUACAGCUCAGCUCACUAAAGAUGUGAGCACUCAGCAGGAAGUGGUGGCUCCUUCCAUUUCACCAGCUCUGCUCCGAGCUUUAGAGGGAGUCCAGUACAUCGCUGACCAUCUCCGAGCAGAGGAUGCAGACUUUUCUGUGAAGGAGGACUGGAAGUACGUGGCCAUGGUCAUUGACAGGAUCUUCCUCUGGAUGUUUGUGCUGGUCUGUAUUCUGGGAUCAGUGGGACUCUUCUUGCCCCCCUGGCUCGCUGGGAUGAUCUGA